This is a messenger RNA of Zingiber officinale, 1675 nucleotides long. RefSeq names its product 2-oxoisovalerate dehydrogenase subunit alpha 2, mitochondrial-like. NCBI's taxonomy places the organism in Eukaryota, Viridiplantae, Streptophyta, Magnoliopsida, Zingiberales, Zingiberaceae. The record is from RefSeq and is a predicted model, not a curated record. Gene Ontology annotation, molecular function: oxidoreductase activity, acting on the aldehyde or oxo group of donors, disulfide as acceptor. The coding region runs from base 163 to 1515 and encodes 450 amino acids. Gene Ontology annotation, biological process: branched-chain amino acid catabolic process. The transcript is spliced from 9 exons.
UUACCCUCUCCGCUUUGCCAAACGAUCACAACUUUCCUCGUAAUGAUAAGACCACCACGCAAUUCUCUUCCCAUGACUCAUCCCUCUUCUGGAUAACGAGAGGACUGUCGCUCCAUUUUCUUCCCCUACCUCCUCUCUCCCUCAUUUCCGAUUUCUUGCACAAUGGCCGGCUGGUUCGCGAGAUCCUCCACCUUGGCCCGCCAUCUGGCAAGGACGUCGUCGAUGACUUCUCCGGCCGCAGGAGGAUGCCUGAGUUCGAUACGCCGCCAUGGAACCUUGAAAGCGGGCGACACUGUGUUGUCUCCUACGGAUGAUCCUUACCGACAUCAGGAGCUUGAUUUUCCAGGAGGGAAGGUUAUGUUUGUCCCUGAAAUGAAUUUUUUGCCGGGGUCUACCAGUGAGCGAAUUAACUGCUACUGUGUUCUUGAUGACAAUGGGCAAACAUUCUCAAAGAGCAAAUUCCAAGAGCUGAGCAAGGAAGAUGCUGUGAAAAUGUAUAUUGACAUGGUCACUUUGCAAGUUAUGGAUACCAUUUUCUAUGAGGCUCAAAGACAAGGAAGAAUUUCCUUUUAUCUUACCUCAAUUGGUGAGGAAGCUAUUAAUGUUGCAUCAGCUGCUGCACUAAAAAUAGAUGAUAUCGUCUUUCCUCAAUACAGGGAGCCUGGUGUGCUUUUGUGGCGUGGCUUCACUCUUCAAGAGUUUGCAAAUCAAUGUUUUGGCAAUAAACUAGACUAUGGUAAAGGACGUCAAAUGCCAAUCCACUAUGGAUCUAACCGUCUCAAUUACUACACAGUGUCAUCACCUAUUGCAACACAGAUUCCUCAUGCUGUUGGAGCUGCUUAUUCACUUAAGAUGGAUGGCAAAAAGGCAUGCACGAUCACAUACUUUGGAGAUGGUGGCACCAGUGAGGGAGAUUUCCAUGCUGCUUUAAACUUUGCUGCUGUAAUGGAGGUACCUGUCAUCUUCUUUUGCCGCAACAAUGGUUGGGCAAUAAGCACCCCUACGACAGAGCAAUUCCGAAGUGAUGGCGCUGUCGUUCGAGGACAGGCCUAUGGAAUUCAUAGUAUUCGCAUUGAUGGCAAUGAUGCUCUUGCUGUUUAUAGUGCAGUUCAUGCUGCUCGUGAAAUGGCCAUCCGUGAAUCCAGGCCAAUUUUAAUUGAGGCACUCACAUACAGGGUGGGUCAUCACUCUACAUCAGAUGACUCCACCAAGUAUCGUUCCACAGAUGAGAUAGAACACUGGAGAACUGCUCGAGACCCAGUGUCAAAGUUCAGAAAAUGGGUUGAAGGAAAUGGUUGGUGGAGCGAUGUUGCGGAAGAGGAGCAUAGAAACAAUACCAGGAAGGAGUUAUUGCGAGCUAUUCAGAUGGCAGAGAGAACUCAAAAGCCAUCAUUGAGCGAGCUAUUCACCGAUGUGUAUGACCAAGUUCCUCGAAACCUGCAGGAGCAAGAGAGAACUCUGCGAGAAAUAAUCAAGAAGAAUCCUAAUGAUUAUCCAUCCGAUGUACCUGUGUGACAAAAUCAUGUGCAAGUAUUACUCGCAUUCUGGGAUGCUCACCAGGCCAGCAGUGGAGCAUCUACCAUUGUUUAGCUGAAGGCGAGUAUUCAAAGUCAAUGUACUGACCCAAGAAAAAGUAUUGAUAAAUAAGUCAAAAUCAUAAGUUCAAGCGUAUUCA